Messenger RNA from Rhizopus microsporus ATCC 52813, 1850 nucleotides. RefSeq lists its product as uncharacterized. Lineage: Eukaryota; Fungi; Mucoromycota; Mucoromycetes; Mucorales; Rhizopodaceae. The record is from RefSeq and is a predicted model, not a curated record. Gene Ontology annotation, molecular function: adenylate cyclase activity; protein binding. The transcript has 2 exons. Gene Ontology annotation, cellular component: cytoplasm. The coding region runs from base 40 to 1557 and encodes 505 amino acids.
GAUCUCCUUGGGAACUUUGAUUAUAAGAGAAUUAUAAAAAUGCAAUUUGAUCGUCUUGAUCCAAGCUUCCAAGAAUUUUUAACUGUUGCCUCAUGUCUAGAUCAAUUCUUCACUGUACAUGAGGUCGGAGCAGUGAUAAAACCAACUAAUUUUAUAUUUACCAACAGAAAUUCUGAAAUAAUACAGCAGCAAAUUGCAGCAUUUGACGUCUAUCAUUUUUUAAAAGAAGUAGACAAUGGAAAUGCACAAGAGAACACCAUUCUUUCAUAUAUGUUUACACAUAUCACAAUACCUCAAAGUAUCUAUGAUAUGGUUUCUUAUGAAACAAGGAUAUCACUCCACCGCUCAUUAGCAAAAUACUAUGAAUCUCAACUCAGUCGUGAAAAUUAUCCAGAGAUUUUACCUAAAAUUACUCGACAUUACCUGCAAACAGACGCUAUAGGAAAACAGCUCUACUACUUAGAAGGCUUAGCGGAACAGAACAUGCAAAACUAUCUGUUGCCAGAAGCAACCAACAAUUUGCAGAAAAUCGUGAAAAUUUUGGAAGAAAAUAAACUCACAGAGCAGUUUGGAGAUAUGCAUCUAAGUGAUGUAUACCGACGUUUAGGUAUCUGCUAUACUAUGAGGACAAAACUUCCAGAAGGCGAGCGUUUUCUGCAUAAGGCGUUAGAUAUCCUAGGAGAGCCAUGGCCAUCAUCCCAACCUCAAUUCUUGUAUAAACUUUGGCUAAACAGAUUUGUUCAGUACUGUCACAGACACCUUUUCUUUAGGCAUCGCAGUACCUCAUCACAAAAAGAGCGUAUGCGCCGUUUAGUUGAAAUUAUGGAAAAUCUAUACAACAUAUAUUAUUAUACCGGAAAUGGAAAAGGUUGCAUGUAUGCCUGCUUGGUUGGCUUAAAUGCAUGUGAAGAUAUUGGAGAUAGUGGACCUAAUUAUAGCUUAUUUCUUGCUAGAAAUGCUUUAUUAUUUUGGCUUAGUGAUCAGAAGCAACACAGCAUCUUCUACAUUUCUAAAGCCUUAAAGUUAAUGAACACAGCAAAACUAAAUACUGACACCCUUUCGAUUUGUGCAUUCUUAUGUUUUGCGGCUGGGAAGUUCAGCAACGCUAGAGACUUAUUGUAUCAAGUAAUAGAAGAUGCAAGAACUCUUGGAAUAGUAACAGAUUGUCAAACUUUUUACGUCUCUGUUGGUCUGAUUGUGACUAUGAGAAUAUUUGAAGGCACAUUUGAUAAGUCUUCAGUUGACAUGGCUAUGUUAAAGCAAAUGGCUGAUACAGUACACGCUAAUGGCGAUUUUGAAGCAGAAAUCUGGCUGAGCGUCUACAAUGUCAGCAACGCUCUAGUUAUGGAUCGUAUGGCCGAUUGCGUACCUUAUGUAGCCUUACUAGAAGCAUAUACUCAAAAUGCUGCUAGUUAUAAUAGAAUUGCUAUUCAUGGUACUUUGCUUUGCUAUUAUGCUAGAAAUCAUGUAUACGACUUGGCAAAGCGACAUGUUCAAAAGCUAAUUAAUGUGCUGCCUUCACUGACCAUUACAUGUAAGCCUGAAAACAUCACAUAGCUGACAAGUACUAAAUUCUCCUAGCAAACAUUUUCCCAAUUUUUGGCCUAAUUUUUGCAACAAUGGGCCUUUAUUCAAUGAUGGAAGAUGGUCAAAUGGACCUUGUAACUGAUGGAAACAUUAAGAAUUAUGAAAAAUUUAUUCUCGGCCUCUCAAGGCUGAAUCGAGCAUUUCAAUUAGUAAAGUUUUGGGAAUUUACCCAACCUUGCCUCUAUUUAGCAAGAGCGCUCCCAUAUAUAGCUACAAGGCGAAUAGUAGAAGGAUACCUAGUAAGAUUAAACAUAGGUUCUGUA